UGCCAUGCUCCGCUGUCCCACGUCGCCCGCGGCCGAACGCCCGCCCUCGGGCUCCGGAAACACCUCGCCGCACGCCAGCACGUGACCGUGACGUCAGCGCGCGCCACCCGCGGGGACCGGCUUUCGCGCGGUCGUAGUCGUUCGGAAUUGCUGGAGCUCAGCGAGUUGCUGGGUUACUGUGAGUUUUGUUUUACCGUCGUUGGUGCUUCCGGCCCUGCGUCCGCCUCCACCAUGUACCACAACAGCAGCCAGAAGCGGCACUGGACGUUCGCCAGCGAGGAGCAGCUGGCGCGCCUGCGGGCCGACGCCAACCGCAAAUUCAAGUGCAAAGCGGUGGCGAACGGGAAGGUUCUUCCAAAUGAUCCAGUCUUUCUUGAGCCUAAUGAAGAAAUGACACUUUGCAAAUACUAUGAAAAAAGGUUAUUGGAAUUCUGUUCAGUGUUUAAACCAGCAAUGCCACGGUCUGUUGUGGGUACAGCUUGUAUGUAUUUCAAGCGUUUUUAUCUUAAUAAUUCAGUAAUGGAAUAUCACCCCCGGAUAAUAAUGCUCACUUGCGCAUUUUUGGCCUGUAAAGUAGAUGAAUUCAAUGUGUCUAGUCCUCAGUUUGUUGGAAAUCUUCGAGAGAGCCCCCUUGGACAGGAAAAGGCAUUGGAACAGAUUUUGGAAUAUGAACUACUACUUAUACAGCAACUUAAUUUUCACCUUAUUGUCCACAAUCCUUAUAGACCAUUUGAAGGCUUCCUCAUUGAUAUUAAGACUCGCUACCCUAUGUUGGAGAAUCCAGAGAUUUUGAGGAAAACAGCUGAUGACUUUCUGAGUAGAAUCGCUUUGACAGAUGCUUACCUUUUAUACACACCCUCACAGAUUGCCCUGACUGCCAUUUUAUCUAGUGCCUCUAGGGCUGGAAUUACUAUGGAAAGUUAUUUAUCAGAGAGUCUAAUGCUGAAAGAAAACAGAACUUGCUUGUCACAGUUACUAGAUAAAAUGAAAAGCAUGAAAAACCUAGUAAAAAAGUAUGAGCCACCCAGAUCUGAAGAAGUUGCUAUUCUGAAACAGAAGUUGGAGCGAUGUCAUUCUGCUGACCUUGCACUUAAUGUAGUUACGAAGAAGAGGAAAGGCUAUGAAGAUGAUGACUAUGUAUCAAAGAAACCCAAACAUGAAGAGGAGGAAUGGACUGAUGAUGACCUCGUAGAUUCUCUCUAACCAUUUGAAGUUGAUUAUGAUUAAUCAACAGAAGUAGGAAGCAUGUCUGGCAUAUAACUUUAUUUUUUAAAGUACAAUGUAAAAAACAUGAAAAUAUAUUAAACUUUUUUACGUUAUUGAAUUUUUUUUCCUUUUGUGAUUGCUUUGUGUGAAAUACAGUGUCUUCGGAAGAGGAAGAAUGCCA
This is a messenger RNA of Nannospalax galili (Upper Galilee mountains blind mole rat), 1387 nucleotides long. RefSeq names its product cyclin H (gene Ccnh). Gene Ontology annotation, molecular function: cyclin-dependent protein serine/threonine kinase regulator activity. Bases 232 to 1203 code for a protein of 323 amino acids. Lineage: Eukaryota; Metazoa; Chordata; Mammalia; Rodentia; Spalacidae. Gene Ontology annotation, biological process: DNA-templated transcription; regulation of cyclin-dependent protein serine/threonine kinase activity; regulation of transcription by RNA polymerase II. The transcript has 9 exons. Gene Ontology annotation, cellular component: nucleus; transcription factor TFIIK complex. The record is from RefSeq and is a predicted model, not a curated record.